Messenger RNA from Kwoniella shivajii, 1617 nucleotides. RefSeq lists its product as uncharacterized. Lineage: Eukaryota; Fungi; Basidiomycota; Tremellomycetes; Tremellales; Cryptococcaceae. Gene Ontology annotation, biological process: regulation of intracellular pH. The record is from RefSeq and is a predicted model, not a curated record. The coding region runs from base 1 to 1617 and encodes 538 amino acids. Gene Ontology annotation, cellular component: vacuole; membrane. The transcript has 8 exons.
AUGGGAUCUGAUAUACACGAACGAAGACCUCUCCGUGAAGACCAGGAUCAGGAUGAUGAUGAAGAUUCAAUCUCUGUAGAUCAUGAUGAACUUGAUGAAAUCAUUGCCGACAACGAAACAGUUGCAUCGAAGGCUAGUGGGUCUACUUCGAAACACGCAAGAAAGAGACUUUUUGCAGCUUUUAUGAUCUUCGGUCUACUAAAUAACGUACUCUACGUAAUUAUACUUUCAGCAGCUCUGGAUCUGGUAUCAUCGUCAACUCCUAAAGGCGUAGUAGCAUUAUUCAAUAUCUUUCCUGCGCUUUUGACUAAAGUAGUAUGGCCAUUAGUAUCGAAUGGGAAGAUUAGGUAUGCCAGAAGAGUCGGAUUAUGUACAUGUAUAAGUUGGUUGGGUAUAAUGACAAUAGCAUUCUCCAAUUCACUCGCUCCCCGUUUAUUGGGUAUAUCUUUGGCAUCACUUUCAUCUGGAUUAGGCGAAUUGACUUUUUUACAAUUGACAACUACUUUACCUACAACCUCAACAUCCAAAACGGCUUUGGGAGCCUGGUCUAGUGGGACUGGAUUCGCUGGAAUUGCAGGUGCCGGUAUCUGGUGGUUAUUAAGAGGUUUAGGUGUUAAAGGUGGUUUAGGUUUAUCAAGUGUAUUACCAUUGUUUUUCCCGAUAACAUAUAAAUUCCUCUUACCGCAUUUCUCUGAACUUGAUUCACAUUCGGAUCCGCUUGGUUCUUCAAACUUAGGUCAAUAUCAACCUAUUUCUUCGAAUGACAUUCCACCUUCAAUAUAUAUAACACCACCUUCACAAGAUCCGAUCCCGCAACUCAAUUCAAAUAGUCUUAGAGCGCAAGCGCAAGUGCAAUUGCAAGAGGAGGAGGAAGAAGAAGGUCAGGAUACCAAAUUGCCUGGAAUGAGAAAUUAUAAUCUACGUUUAAGUUCCAAAGAGAAAUUGGAUUUACUCAAACCUUUAUUAUUGAGAUAUAUGGUUCCUCUCUGUGCUGUGUAUGUGGAAGAAUACGUUAUUAAUUCUGGCAUAGCACCGACUCUAGUAUUCCCUUUGCCAACAUAUGGAAUCUGGUCGAAAUUGUUCAAAUCACCAAGAGAUUAUUAUCCAUUCUGGUCAUUAACAUACCAAACAUUCGUAUUCAUUUCCAGAUCUACAUUAUCACUAUCGAUUCCACCUAUCCCACUGACUUUCUUGCCCUUACCAUCUAUAAUCCAAUUUAUAGUUUUAUCAUUACUUUAUCUCCAAUCAAAGUAUUUUCUAUUCACUUCUUCUUCAUACACUCCGCCAAACACACCUACCGGAGAUCAAGAUCAUGGGAUUGAUCAAACGAUUCCUAUAGCAUUCAUGUUGAUCUGCGUGGAAGGUCUAUGCGGUGGUUUGGCAUAUGUUAAUACUUUCUAUCAUGUCGCAAGGGAAGGGGAUAUAGAUGGAAGCGAAGAAAAUCUUAACGCCGAGGUGAAUGUCAAAAGAGGUUUACAAAGAGAAUUUAGAAUUGGUGCUGUUGGUGCUGCCGACUCAACUGGCAUAUUAUUCGCUUCACUCAUAUCAAUGCCACUAGAAAUAAGCCUGUGCAACUCACAGAUAGAACAAGGUAGAACUACUUGUAGAGAUUUGUGA